Linum trigynum is the source of this 660-nucleotide messenger RNA. NCBI's taxonomy places the organism in Eukaryota, Viridiplantae, Streptophyta, Magnoliopsida, Malpighiales, Linaceae. The record is from the annotation of a GenBank genome assembly.
AUGUUUGAGCUACAAGAGCGGGUCAUGAAGUACAUCGGUCUAGAAGAAGCUUUACAAGAUUCCUCAUAUGUUGUGCCAAAGCGUAGGAGGGAUUCACCUCUGCCGAAUCGAGAAAAUUUACAACGGCCCCGCCCAACUUUGAAUAACAUGCCCAAGGCUCAAAAAGAUGACCGUAGAAGGGAUGGGUCAUUCCAUUUAGGCCAAACUUUUACCCCACUCAACAAUCCACGGAGGACUGUUCUCCAGAUCAUUCAAGAUAAAAAGCUUCCGGUGACAUGGCCGCCUCGAGGUCGCAAAAACCCAAGAAAUGGAAAGAACCAAUUUUGUGACUUUCAUUGGAGAUACGGGCAUGACACCGAGGAAUGCAAAAAGUUGGGAAGAUCCAUCGAGGGACUAAUUCAAAAUGGGCAACUUAAGCAGUUCAUCCAAAGCUCCACAGGCUCAAUCCAACAACCUUCGCAUCGAACAAAGGAAAAGCUCCACAGGGAAGUGGACCUAUGUAAAGGUGUCGUCCUAGUCAUACAUGGAGGAACUGGACUACGACAGGAAUUGUCCACCUCUCAUAUUGGACCACAUCCACUAUCUCAGAUCAAAAUCCUAUCAUUUUUUAUUCCCGAGAUCUUGAGGAUAUCGAAUAUCCCCAUGACGACCCUCUGGUGA